GGAGCCUCAUUCGUUCACUGCUGCCCUGGACCAUGCUGGCUGAGACAGCUGCCCAGGAUCCCUCCUGCCUGCCUGUGUCCUCCAUUCUCUGUGUCAUCUUGUGGGGGCAGAUUUGAGGGACCUGGAUCAGUCCUUUGCCCAUCUGUGCAGACUGCAAAGAAGCAGCCUUUAGUCGUGUGCACUGGCUGUUUGGAGGCUGCACAGAUCAUUCCCAGCGAGAGUACAGGGCUGGGGCUGUGGGGGUGGAUCCUGGGGGCUGGACAGUCAUCAUCUCUCACAGCAGAUCCCCACCCCUUCUCCAGGCAUGCUGGAGUCUGCCUCGAGAAUCCUUCCUCCAGAAGCCACUGGACAGAAGAGCCCUUGUGCAACCUUUUUGGAGAUGUGCCUGGUACCUGCUGAGGCAGACUUUCCACUUCCCAGUGAACAGAUGCCUGGCUAUGGCUGCGCCAUAUGGUAUUUUGGUCUCACUCAUCUCCCAGCACAACCUGUCCUCCAGCCCUACAAGCAGGUGAGAUUGCUCAGGGCCCUGAUCCCUGGGGACAGCUCCCUGCAGGCUGUGGGAGCUGCCUAGGGUCCAGUGCAGGGAGAGGUGCAAGAGGUCUGUGCUUGGAGUGUGUCCCUCUGGGAAGUGCUACCCAGUCAGUGUGGCCUUGAUGCUGGAUCACCGUUCCAGGAAAGGUUUGGCUGUGCAGGGGGCUUGCCCUGCUGGCCCGGGAUCUGACGAAAGCACACCACGCAGUGGGGGUGAGUAAACAGCACUUCAGGUUUGCGGCCAAGGAUGCUUGUGACAUCCUGGGGACACUUGUGAGGAUGAAAUCUGGCUCUGCCUGCCAGCCAGGAGUCUGUAUCAGAGCCAGAAUCUCUGGUGCUGGAUUCAUGAUCUUACCCUGUAAGCCGUUCCUACAAGAGCUGGUACAUCCCUCCUGACUCCUCCAGCAGUGUCUGCUGUUUUUCCCACUCAGUCAGGUUUAUUGGGCGAACAAUUGCCCGAGGCUCAGCGUCAGCAGCUGUCAGGCCCUGUGGAUUUGGAACAUGCAAGGAUGGCAAGGGAGGAGCUCGCAGCUUUGCCCUUUGGCAGUAUGUUGCAGGGCACAAAGCCAGCCUGCCCUCUUCCUGGCCGAGCUGGAGAUUUGGCCCCUUGCUUUUGUGCUCCUCUGGCAUUUCCUGUGGGCUGAGGGCUUGUCCCACUCCUGCUGUGGCUGCUCUGCUGGCUUGCCCUCCAGCUCCCUGUGCCACUAUGUUUGCACACACAGUGCUGUCAGUUCAGCUUCUUGGGUGCACUUCUGACUUAUCAUGCUGCCUGGGCAGCUCCGAUUUCAUCAUUGUUAGGGGGUCAUGGCAGUGUGCUGUAAAACUCUGUUCCCCUCUUCCCCACCCUGCUCAGUCCCAUGCACCCAGGAAGGACAAUGCCUAUGGAGCUGUCUGCCCUGGCCAGGACAUCCCCAGCAGUGAUGCUGUGCCUGGCUGAGGUGCUCUGUGCCAUGGUCUGACCCUGGCACCUCUCUGCUAUGGAGAUUUCUGCAGCACAGCACAGGAUCCCAAGAUCCUGUGCCAGCGCAGGGCAGAGGAGCUGGUGCUUCCCCAGGCACUCGGGCAGGGACCAGCCAUUUCCAUCUGCAUAAUGGAGACUGUAGCACAACCACCAUCAACCCACUCAGGGAUAUUUUUAGGCCUGGCUGUGCUGAUGAGGGAGAGAUGACAGGCUCACUCCACAUCCAGACAACGCAAUGCCUCUCCCAGCUGCAGCCACCUGGUGCAAUGGGAGAAGCGUGGGCUGUUCCCCUAGGGAAGGCAGCACUGACCAGGUGUUCUGGCUCUGGGCUUGCUGGGAGCAGCUAUUGGUGCAGGAUACCACCAUCCUCCUCCCUCUGAACUCGUGCAGCUUCACUGCUUUUGAGAGAACAGGUUAAUUAAUUCCCCAGAUCUCACUGGCUCUUGACCUUGAGGGUAUUUCCUGGCUUGUAAAGGAAAAGGAGGGAGGAAUCUGAAGCUGUGGGACUGAAGUAUGGGCAGUGACAUGCUUGCACAUGGUCACCUGCUGUCACAGAAAUGGGGAUCCCCUUCAGCUGAGGAGUUUGGCUUUUCUGCAGGGCCUGAGGCUUGGAAAGUUCUGUGGAAGAAGGUAUCAAAGCUUCCCCUUUUAAUCAGAGCCCUGUGUGGGGCUGCAGCUGGUGGAGUGGAAGGAGCAGUGAUUUGAGGGUGUCUGGGAUGAGCUGAUGGAGGACAGGAGAUCUGGGACAUGAGGCUGUCUCCUGUGGCCAGGCGUGUCUGAAGCUGGUCCCUCAGCACUGCUGGGCAGGCCUUGCAUGAAAUAGGUGCCUGAUGCCCUGGACACACACAAUGACACAGUGCUACUGGGAGGUGCCGUUGCCAAGCCAUGAUUGUGUCCUGGGUGCUGGAUGAGGGGAGAACUGUCCAACACAGUGUCUGUAGCAGGAUUGGAGGGAAACUGGGAUGGGCUGGAGCAGGCUGCUCUACCCAGCUUCACACCAGGGCUCACAUGCCAACCCAGGUAGCUUGUAGGUGCUGGACUCUCAACACGGGGCUUGUCUGGGUGGCUGCACAAAGCAGUGGCACUAAUCUACCCCAUCCACCAGGAACCAAUCUGUCAGGGAGGGUGCCACUGGUACCAACACCUCACUGUGUUUGGCUUUCCCUGUCCCUGCAUUGGAAGGACCAAUUCAGCUGCAGGUGCAAAUCUCCCUCAGCUAGCUGCUGAGACCUGGAAAGUUCCAGCCCUGAGCAGCUGCUUCUGCCUGACCCCAUGGAUCUGCCAGCAUCCGCCAGCAUAGCGGUGGUUCAGGUGAUGGCUGCAGAAAGUUCAUACUCCCUUGGCUGUGGCACAGGGAGUUGGCUCCCAUGGAGCAGGGUGGAGAGACUUCAUUGGAGAGGCUGAGCUCUGUCCCUACCUUCCUGUGGCUGGGCAGGGUGGGCUGCAGCUGAAAACAAGGACCUGCUGGCCUGGCUGUUCCCCACGACUGCCAGGAAAGGGGCAGAGUCAUCCACAGCUGGCAGCUCUGUACAUUCACUGUUUAGGAUCCCACUUACUAUACAAGGAUCCAAUGUCCCCUUAGUCCUGUUCUCAGUCAUACCUACCACUAUAGAUUUGUGUGACUUUGAGUGAUGUACCUGGGGGCGUUGAGGUGUUUCAGCAGCACCUCUCUGUCUGUGUCCCCUGUCUGUGGCUGGCAGCUGCCUCUUCAUGGCUGCUGUUAUCCCACAUCCUGCCAGCAAACAGAGCACCCAGAGGUACUUUCCCCUGGCUGCUCUAACUCCCUGUUAUGAAAAGCGGCUUCAAGAAUGCACAGGUUGCCACAAAUGCUGAAUCUCCAAAACCAAGCAUGUUUGUGUCCCGCAGCAGAGUACAAACCCUUGGCCACAUCCUGCAGCACAGGGGUCAGGGCAGGGCAAACUAAGCCCUCAGCCCCUGCAACCUCCCACACAGCCCCUUUGGCCCAUGCCAUGCUGCGUGGCUCCUCUCCUUUCUUCCUUUUCCCAAGAGGGAGCAGAUAAGCCUCAGCACCCAGGAGUGGGGAAGGAAGGCACUGGGACGCGGCAGGGCUACCUCAGCUGGCAGCUACCCUGCCAGCCUGGUGCCCCAUGCCAGGCAGCCAUUCUCAUGACCAACGGUGAAGCACCUCCACCAGCAGCACCAGCAUCUCCUCCCACCACCUUCCAGUGACUGGCAACAUUUGAGGUGCCUGGUGCUUUCCCUUCCUCCUGCCUCUCCUUGCCCCCUGCCCUUGUGCUCCUUCCCGUCUCCUUGAUCCCUUUACUAAGCAUCAUGCUUGCCCUGGUCUCAGAUGAGUAGGAGGUGGGAUGCUGUCAAGAGCAUCUCUCUGGGCACAUGGCCCUGCACCCUGGGAGGUGUUGAUGUCCCUUGGUGCAUCACGGGGUAUUGAGAGGGGAAAUCACCCACACAGGAGUGCAGCCUGUGGCUCUGCAGACAAUGCCCUGGGAGUUGCUUACCAGAGGCAGCAGUGCUGACCAUUUCCUCUGGGCACAAGGGGAAGAGAUCAGAGUGACACAAAUGGGGAAGGUUUGUAAACCUGAACUCGGGCACUUGUGCUGCUGUGCUUAUGCUGUGGGUUUUGGCAUCGACUCACUUGGGCAUGUAGGGGAGAGAUAAGUAUGACUUACGGAGCUGGUUGCUGUGUUGUAUGAAGGUUGCUGCUGCGUUACUUGGGUUCAGAGGUUGCAGGCAUCAGGCAGCAAUGGAGAGAAGGUUGAGGUUGAACAGAAUGAAAAGAGGAGCCCAUGGCCAGUGGCCCCAUCACCACAGCAGGCCAGCUGAAGGUGCACAAGGGAUUGCUCCGGUGCAAGUAAUUAAGUACUGAAGCUCCAGGCUGGAAAUGAGCACUGCUGCAGGUAGUGUAAUGCCACAGAGCCAGCUCAGGCUGUUGUACCUGUUUUUAGAAAGACGUGCAUGAGCUGGAAGAGCAGGUGAACAAGACUGUCCUCAGGCAGAGCCUUCUGCACCUUCCCCACUGCCUUCUCUGGCGUGCAGGAAUCAGUCCUGGCCUCUUUUUUGCUGCUGUAGCUGUUUGGACAGGAGAUCAGGAGGGGUGCAUACAGGUCAGGGCAAAACAGAAAGCACAUCCAUGCAGUAUCUCCUCAUGCCUGAGCCACAGAUGUCAAAAAAUUAAAGCUGAGACCUUAAACUUGUUGAGAUCUAGUUGAGAUCUAAACUUACUUUGCAAGCUGCUGCAUGGUGAGGAUGGCUGCCCCUGCAGCCGUUGGUGACCAUGCUGUACUUAAUUUCAGGCUUGAGUUUUUCCCAUCUUCAGUGUCUCACCUUUGGCUCUUGCACUUCCUUCUGCCCAUACCGGUGCUCCAUUCCCUCUGGCAUUGAGGAGACCACUCCUGGGGCAGUUAAGUAGCUUGCACUCCUCACAUCCUACGCAGCCAUAUUUGCCACAUUUCCAGCCCUUAGCUCCUUUUUUUGUGGUGGUGUUGCUGCUCCUCAGGAUUUCUGUGCCUGUUCUGAAGUUUGGAGAGCUGGACCAGACAUCAAGUUGGCUUUGCCAGAGCUGUAGCUCUGCUUGGAAAUCGCCUCCGUGCCCCUCUGACUCAUGGCUCUCACAGCCAAGGUGCUGUGCUGCAGGCUCAUAGCAGCAGUCAUGUGUGGGGACAGCUCUUUUUCAGCUUUUUUCCUUAAUUCUACCUCCCAGCCCUGCUUUCAGGGAGAUUGUCCACCCUGCGGUAAAGCCUGUCCUCUCCAUUCCCAAGAGCCUUCCUUUACAGCCCACCACUGUGCUGUGGGCUGUGAUCAUUUUCCCAGGCCAUUCAGCUCAUGCUGUAGCAGCCAGCAGCCUGUUCAGUGUUUUAUCAGCCCCAAAUGUAAGCCUUCAUCUUGUCAUCUAGACAAUUGAUAUUAAGACCUAUUAAAUGGCACUGGACCAGGGGUCACUGGGGUCUAGGUACGCUUCCUGUUGUUGAUGUCUCCCCAUUAAGUCUUAGCUCACUGACAGAUCUCAGAAUGUAGCUGUUAAUACAUGUAGUUGUUAAUCUACUUGAGUCUUAUUAAUUCUUUAUAAUACAUACUCUUAAUUAAAAUCCUACAGCAUUAUUGAGAGCAAUGGAGAAGGCAAAGUGUUCUCUAUAGAUGCUCCUGCUCUCAACAGCCAGAAAUUUCCUUUUGCCCAGGGAGGAGUUUCCCUGUGUAACAGCCUCAGGAUGCCCUUAGCUGUGCUUUCACCUACCCAGUGGCAGUCUGAGGGUCUCUGCCAUUUCUCUGCCCAUUGCUUUGACCCUUUAGAUUAUACUGGCCUCCUAGCAGCUGACCAUUCAUUAAAAAUUAACACAUGUGUUUGGGAGAGUCUGUGAUUAAGUCAUCAAGUUGUUUGCAAAUUACUUGGGCCUGUAGUAUGAGUGUAGCUAGUUUGGGGAGCUGCAGCCUCUCCUUGUACCACUGCUUUGCCAAAUUCCCUCCUCUCUGUGAUAGCAUGUGAGAUGGAGUCACUCCUGCCAUUCCCAUUUGAGAGGAGGCAGUGGCUGGAUGGUACUGCUUGCCUCGCCUGACUCUUCCAGCUAUUUUUAUGGCAUGAAAGGGGAUGGGGUAAUGCCAGCCUGGAGAGCUCAGGAUGAACCAAUUGAGGUUCAUAGCCAUCACAGUUCUAACCAUUUCUGAAAUUCAGGUUUAUUCAGCAAUCAUCUCAGAAAGACAAGGACAGCACCCCUGGCUUUGGGGAGGCAGCAUGGCCACAGCUGGAGCUGGGCUCAUUCAGGGUUCCUGCGGCACUGGCAUGAAGAAAUGCACUGUGAUAUCCAGUGAUGGCAUGUGGGCUGAGCAAGACUCCCUGUUUCACUCCCAGAUCUCAGGUCAUGUAGAAGAGCAGAUUUAAUGUGAAGAUGGGACUCUUGGUGUUUAUGCGUAACCUGCUGCUAGCCCUCUGCCUCUUUCUGGUACUGGGAUUUCUGUACUAUUCUGCCUGGAAGUUGCACCUUCUCAGAUGGGAGGAUUCAAAUUCAGUGGUUCUUUCCUUUGACUCCGUUGGACAUACAAUAGGCUCAGGAAGGAGAGAGAGAAAAACUGUGGCUAUUGUGCUUCCGCUGUCCAUCCCAUCUCACCUUGCUGCAGACCCAGGAAAAGACAGAGCCCAGAAAGAACCCACAGAAACCAUGGCAGCUCCAGGCCCAGCCAUUCCCAAAUAUGACAAACUGGGCUUUCUCCUGAACCUGGACUCAAAAUUGCCUCCAGAACUGGCAUCAAAGUAUGCCAAUUUCUCUGAGGGAGUGUGCAAGCCAGGCUAUGCAUCAGCGCUCAUGACUGUCAUCUUCCCAAAGUUCUCGAAGCCGGCACCAAUGUUCUUGGAUGAUUCCUUCAGGAAAUGGGCACGUAUCAGGGACUUUGUACCCCCCUUUGGAAUUAAAGGACAAGAUAAUCUGAUCAAAGCCAUCCUGUCAGCAACCAAAGAUUAUCGUCUAACUCCAGCUCUUGACAGUCUCAGCUGCCGGCGAUGUAUUAUUGUGGGAAAUGGUGGAGUACUUGCAAAUAAGUCACUGGGAUUAAAAAUUGAUGACUAUGAUGUUGUUAUCAGGCUGAACUCGGCUCCAGUGAAAGGCUUUGAAAAAGAUGUGGGUGGCAAGACAACACUCCGGAUCACAUAUCCUGAAGGUGCAAUCCAGAAAAUGGAGCAGUAUGAGAAGGAUUCCCUGUUUGUUCUGGCAGGAUUCAAAUGGCAGGAUUUCAAGUGGCUGAAAUACAUUGUUUACAAGGAGAAAGUGAGUGCCUCUGAUGGCUUUUGGAAGUCAGUGGCAACCCGUGUCCCAAGGGAACCUCAUGAGAUACGUAUCCUGAAUCCCUACUUCAUCCAGGAGGCGGCUUUCAGCUUCAUCGGACUGCCUUUCAACAAUGGCCUGAUGGGCAGAGGGAACAUCCCCACCUUGGGAAGCGUAGCAAUAACCAUGGCGCUGCACAACUGUGAUGAGGUGGCGGUAGCUGGGUUUGGCUAUGACAUGAGUUCACCCAAUGCACCACUGCACUACUAUGAGAACAUCAAGAUGUCUGCCAUCAAAGAGUCCUGGACGCACAACAUCCAGAGGGAGAAGGAGUUUCUGAGGAAGCUGGUGAAAGCCCGAGUCAUCACUGACCUAACCAGUGGGAUUUGAGUGGCUGCAGCCACUGCCUCCAAGGGAGGAGACGAAGACACACUGCAGCUCUGGGAGCAGGCACUGGCAGCCCCCUGCAAGAAUCCCACCUCACUGAAGACACACAGAGAUGCCCAGGUGCUCUGGGAAGACCCUCUUGCAUUGCCAGUCUGCAUGAGGGUUACAACUGCCACCUCCAGGCCUAGAGCUGGCAGGAGGUGGGCAAGGGGCUGAGUGGACAGUUCUUGAACUCUGCAUCACAGACAGAUCUUCUGCAUCCUGAAUUAGACAGGAAAGACUCAGGAGAGAGAAGAAAAGUUUGUGAAUAAAAUGAUUUGUGCCAAAUGGGAGGUGAUGCUGCCCCAAGGCAGCAAUGCCUGAAUGUACAAAGUAUUAUUUUUUAAAAGACUCUGCUGGAACCAUACUAGAAAUACCAAGGUACAAGGCAAAGUCUGCUUGUGCACAGCCCUGUGAAAAACCUGGCCUCUUCACGCUCCAUCUGUAUUGUCACCGGCCUCAGACCUUUCCCCAGGAAAACAAAUCCAUCCAAAACUUCGGUGUCAUUGGUGCUGCUACAAUUUGAAGGGAGAAUAAUGGCUGCCUCUCCUUCUCCACUUGGAGCUUCUGGAUGGAGAUGAGCAUGGGUUUGUUUUUCUGCAUUUUUCCUCACUUCCUCCACAGAGGCAGCAACAGCAGCAGCCACUGACUUAGCUGUGUUUUUCAUAGCCAUUUGCUCUGCCUCUGCUCUGACCCCGAGGUGGAGCAGGCAGCCGGUGGCUUCCUCUGCCUACAGCAGACCUUCCCACCUUCCUGCUUGUCACGAUGCAGAGGAGCCUGCCCCAUUGCGCUCAAGGCUUUCAGGCCUCUUGGUUUGUGCCUGCUGUGCAGGGCGCCCGUGGAGUCCGUGCAGACUGGUGUCACUGUUUCUGGACAGCAUCUCGCUUUGGUUUUGUGUGGGAGGGGAGUAAUUUAUUCUUUGGAAGGAGGUCAGAUCUUGAGCAGAGAUCUCAAGCUUUACAGUUUGAGAGCAGACUGCUGAAGAUGUUUGUUUUAUGUUCCAGACUUGAUCAUGUUCCCUAUUUAAGCGACGUGUGACCUCAGUGAUGAUGGAACCUGAUGGGAACUCUCACCCUCUGCUUGGCCCCUGCUCUCUCCAUUUCCAAGCUCCUCCCGUGCUGCUCUAGCACUGCUGCUCCUCCUGCUCUCAGGAGCACGUCCUUCCUUUGCCCUCUUGGUCCCAAGAUGCACUAUUUGCACACUUGAUUUGUAUACAUAUUUCAGAGGAGGUGGAAUAAACUGAGCAACAUGGCCAAGUGCAAGGGCAGCAGGGUGGUCUCAUCCACCUGAGGAGCAUGGGCAGAAGGGAGAUUGCCAAGGGAAUGAAUGCCUACAUGUGAAAAGUGGCUCCUGUGCUCUCCUAGCCUGGAGCAGGCUGGACUGCACCCACAGGUGCUGUCCCAGUACCUGGGUGUCGAGGCACUGGCACACAGCCAGCCAGUGCUGGAGUCAGUGGAGGGGGAUCCCAGAGGGAUGUGGGUUGGGCUCAUGGUCCUGGCACUGCAUCUGACAGAGCCCAAGGAUUGCAGCCUGCCUUGAACUGAAGUGGGAGCAUGGCUCUGGCAUGGGCAAGGAAUGCUCAGAGCAGGGCUCGCAUGGCUCCCCUAGACCAACUCUGCACCCACUGACUUGCAGGGGGCUGUGACUUUGGACCUGAGACCCUUGAGGGGGUGUGCAGGAGGGGCAGGCAGUGACCCAGGCAUGGGGCAGAGGAGCAAACUGCACAGAAUGGUUUGAGACCAGGUUGCAGGCAGAGGCAGCUCCCAGGACAUGGCACUGAGUGCUGCUUACACACCGGUGUGGGAUGCAUCCCUCAGGAGCCUCUCCUGCCUGGUGUGCCUGUAGCCAAGGAGCUUGCUCAGGGGCAAGUCCUGCCCAGCUUCUUGUUGUGGCUGCUGUUUCCCUUGUCAUCUGGGAGCAGCUCAAAGAUCCUGCCACUUCUGGGCUGCAGGAGACAUGCUGGAAGGCUCUCCUUCCCUUUACCCUUCCCAUGUCCCAUCCCCACUGCUCUGGCCUCCCAGCCAGGCAGUCCCUGUUCCCCCAGGGACAUGCCUCCUGUCAGGAUGCUCUGUGAGGUCUCCAGCAGGUUUUAGAGCAUAUGCUGUGGCAGAUACACCUUUGAAGUAUCUCCCGGUUUGUUAUUCCUUCUUGAGGAGUCCAUGGGACUGGAUUUCCAUGGCGCUCACCAGGCAGUGCUCCCUUUGCAGUUCCUAGGUGUCGGCCUGGACUUGUGACCAUCAUCUGUUGAGUCCCAGCCAUGCUGGCAGUGGGGAUGCUUGGUCUGGAUCUGGCUGAGGUUGGGCUGGGGAAGGGUUGACACCCACCCUCUCUCUGUCUCAGUGCUUUAACCAGCUGCCACGGGAGCCCUAGGGCGGGGGUGGGUAAUGGGCUGUAUCCAUGGGCUGCAGUGAGCUGAGAUGGCAGAAUGGGCAUCUGUGUCCAGAAGGAGGAGGGGAGUGAAGAGCCUUUGGUGUCUGUGCUGGGCUCCUCCCUGCCCACUGGGGGAAGCACCCCCAUGGAGGCUUGUGAUGGCAUUAAUUUGAUUAAGACUGGUUUAUUGAGCGCUACAAAGCUACAGGGGACUUUUAUCUUCCAACUCACUGGCUCCAGGUCCAAGGACACAGCAUGGCCACUGCUCAGCCUUCCCUGUCAUCCCAGCUCUCCACCACAGCCAUGAACAGGGUGGGAAGUUGACCCUACAGACAAGGGAGGUGACUCCAAGCCCUUCCCUCCACCUUGGCAAGGGUCUCCAGGCAGAAGUGUCCAAGCUGAAUAAAUGAGUGCAUGGCCCAGAGUGACUGUGGUGGGUCAGGACCACCUGCAUGUAGAAGGAAAGAGCGUUUGGGGGCUGAGGCUCUCCUCUAGUUCACUGACACCACAGAGCAGCCUGUGGCCGAGUGAUGGGGCUCCAGCUCCAGGAGCAGUGCUCAGCACUGGGUUUUGCUCCUGGGUGCCGUUCUUUUGGCUGCCUCCCCGCGUGCACCUGCAGCCACCUCCCGCCCUUGAAACGCUGCAGUCCUGCCAGCUCGGAGCAGUGCACGCGGGUCAGAGCAGGGUCAGUGGGACGGAUGUGAGUCUUGGCCUCUCCCUCACAGUGACUCACCUUGUCAGAUCGGAAGGGAGAGCCCAGGGGAAUUCUCCACAGCCUAAAUAUAGAGCGGGGUUGCCUGGUGCCUCUGAUGCGCUGUGGUGCAGAAAGGCCAUUCGGAUGGUGGGGAACCUGCCUAGACAGAGCCCAGGGAAACACAGGGAGGUCGGGGGCCAGUGAUCACAGUGGGUUUUGCUCCAGCUAGUGCAGAGAGCAGGUAUAGAGACCUGCAGGGCAGCCUGCACGUGCUGCUCUGGAGGACAGGGGCUGCCAGAGAGUUGCUGGUGCUGUGCUGAGCACACCAUGAGCUGCUUGUGCAUUUGUGGCAGUGCCCACCACACUGGCAUUGGGCUCCCACCACCAGCUCACCCCAUUAUGCCUAGCCAUCCUGUGGCCUCAAGCUCACACAUGCCAAAGGGAAGCACCAUGGCCAGGUAGCAUGAGGCAGCCAUGGGAUCCAGCCCAACAUUCCUCAUCCCAGCAUCUCUGGGCUUCUAGUGUCUCCUUUCCUUGGAGGGAGAAGUGGAGAGGCCCUGCCUGGCCAUGCUCUGCUACCCCUCAGUGUGGGCACUGCUGGGAGUGGGGGAAGGUGUCAGGACAGGGCUGUCUGUGUCAAAUGGGUGCAGCUGGGCUGGGUAUGGGCAGAACUGGACAUGGGCAAGGGCUUCCAGAGUGUUUGGCAGGGAGGCAACCACCACACCAAGCUCCACGGGCACCAGCACGGUGUGCUCUCGGUCCGAGCGUGUGUCACUCGCAGUAUUAGAGACGUGUCCUUCGGUGCAGGAGCCCCUUUGGGGCCACUGCCCUGCCCCUCUGGGCGCUGGCUCCUUGCACAGCCUGCACGGGGUCUCGAAGAGGCCAGUGCAUUCGCCAGUACUGUACCAAGCCAAGAUGCAAGAACUCAAUGAAUUUUUAAAAUUAGUUUUAGUUUCUGCAUUUUUUUUUAAUUUCCCCUCUAGGCAGGGAGGGCAAGAGUCUUGCAGGCUCCUCCAAGCCGGCUUAUGUCACAUCAAUUCAGUCAUAUCACAGAAGCAAUAAAGCUAUCAAACAAG
Molecule: messenger RNA, 11787 nt
Organism: Corvus hawaiiensis (hawaiian crow)
Lineage: Eukaryota; Metazoa; Chordata; Aves; Passeriformes; Corvidae
Gene: ST3GAL3
Product: ST3 beta-galactoside alpha-2,3-sialyltransferase 3
Exons: 13
Coding region: 6352-7611 (419 amino acids)
Molecular function (GO): sialyltransferase activity
Source: RefSeq, a predicted model, not a curated record